This is a messenger RNA of Molossus molossus (Pallas's mastiff bat), 6338 nucleotides long. RefSeq names its product SEL1L adaptor subunit of ERAD E3 ubiquitin ligase (gene SEL1L). The record is from RefSeq and is a predicted model, not a curated record. Gene Ontology annotation, cellular component: endoplasmic reticulum membrane. Gene Ontology annotation, molecular function: protein binding. NCBI's taxonomy places the organism in Eukaryota, Metazoa, Chordata, Mammalia, Chiroptera, Molossidae. Gene Ontology annotation, biological process: ERAD pathway. The coding region runs from base 191 to 2473 and encodes 760 amino acids. The transcript has 21 exons.
CAGAUGAAGAGGGCGGCCAGGAUGAAUCCUUAGAUUCCAAGAAAAGAAAGGCUUCGUGGAGGAAGUAACAUCUGAGUUGAAAUUUGAAGAAAGUCAGUGUUAGGCAGGUGAUGAAGACAAUGUGAUGAACACAAGUGGAAGCCAGUAGAGAUGAGCACAUUCAGGGACCUGAAGGAUAUAUAUCUGGAUUAUGAAAAGUUCUUUGCCAUCAGAUGAGUCGGUAAAGGAUCACAGCACGGCAGGCAGAGUAGUCGCUGGUCAGAUCUUUCUUGAUUCAGAAGAAUCAGAGUUGGAAUUACCUAUUCAGGAGGAGGAAGACAGCCUCAGGAGCCAAGAAGGGGAAGGUGGCACAGAAGAAAUCAGCUUUCUAGAAUCUUCAAAUUCAGAAAACAAGGAUUAUGAAGAACCCACGAAAGUACGGAAACCAGCUUUGACCGCCAUUGAAGGCACAGCACAUGGGGAGCCCUGUCACUUCCCUUUUCUUUUCCUGGAUAAGGAAUAUGAUGAGUGUACAUCAGAUGGGAGGGAAGAUGGCAGGCUGUGGUGUGCUACAACCUAUGACUACAAGGCAGAUGAAAAGUGGGGCUUCUGUGAAACUGAAGAAGAAGCUACUAAAAGACGGCAAAUGCAGGAAGCAGAAAUGAUGUACCAGACUGGGAUGAAAAUCCUCCAUGGAAGCAAUAAGAAAAGCCAAAAAAGAGAAGCAUAUCGGUAUCUUCAAAAGGCAGCGAGCAUGAACCACACCAAGGCCCUGGAGAGAGUGUCAUAUGCUCUUUUGUUUGGUGACUACCUGACACAGAACAUCCAGGCAGCUAAAGAGAUGUUUGAGAAGUUGACCGAGGAAGGCUCUCCCAAGGGACAGACUGCUCUUGGCUUUCUCUAUGCCUCUGGACUUGGUGUUAACUCAAGUCAAGCAAAGGCCCUUGUAUAUUAUACUUUUGGAUCGCUUGGGGGCAACCUAAUAGCCCACAUGAUUUUGGGUUACCGAUACUGGGCCGGCAUCGGAGUCCUCCAGAGCUGUGAAUCCGCACUGACUCAUUACCGUCUCGUUGCUAAUCAUGUUGCUAGUGAUAUCUCACUGACAGGAGGCUCAGUAGUACAGAGGAUACGGCUGCCGGACGAGGUGGAAAAUCCAGGCAUGAACAGUGGAAUGCUAGAGGAAGAUUUGAUUCAGUAUUACCAGUUCCUAGCUGAAAAGGGUGAUGUACAAGCACAGGUCGGUCUGGGACAGCUGCACCUGCACGGGGGGCGUGGAGUGGAGCAGAAUCAUCAGAGAGCAUUUGACUACUUCAAUUUAGCAGCGAAUGCCGGCAAUUCACAUGCUAUGGCCUUCUUGGGAAAGAUGUAUUCAGAGGGAAGUGAUAUUGUACCUCAGAGUAAUGAGACAGCCCUUCACUACUUUAAGAAAGCUGCUGACAUGGGCAACCCAGUUGGACAGAGUGGGCUUGGAAUGGCUUACCUCUACGGGAGAGGAGUUCAAGUUAAUUAUGAUCUGGCACUGAAGUAUUUCCAGAAAGCUGCUGAACAAGGCUGGGUGGAUGGGCAACUCCAGCUUGGCUCCAUGUACUAUAAUGGCAUUGGAGUCAAGAGGGAUUAUAAACAGGCCUUGAAGUAUUUUAACUUAGCGUCUCAGGGAGGCCACAUCUUGGCCUUCUAUAACCUCGCGCAGAUGCACGCCAGCGGCACAGGUGUCAUGCGGUCGUGCCACAAUGCCGUGGAGUUGUUUAAGAACGUAUGUGAACGGGGCCGUUGGUCCGAGAGGCUUAUGACCGCCUAUAACAGCUAUAAAGACGGUGACUACAAUGCCGCAGUGAUCCAGUACCUCCUGCUGGCUGAACAAGGCUAUGAAGUGGCCCAGAGCAACGCCGCCUUCAUUCUCGACCAGAGAGAAGCCACGAUCGUCGGGGAGAAUGAAACGUACCCCCGAGCUUUGCUGCACUGGAACAGGGCCGCCUCGCAAGGCUAUACUGUGGCUAGAAUUAAGCUUGGAGACUACCAUUUCUAUGGAUUUGGCACUGACGUUGAUUACGAGACUGCGUUUAUUCAUUAUCGUCUAGCAUCUGAGCAGCAGCAUAGUGCACAAGCUAUGUUCAAUCUGGGAUACAUGCAUGAGAAGGGACUGGGCAUCAAGCAGGAUAUUCACCUUGCCAAACGUUUCUAUGACAUGGCAGCCGAAGCCAGCCCAGAUGCACAAGUACCAGUCUUCCUGGCGCUCUGCAAACUGGGUGUCGUCUAUUUCUUGCAGUACAUACGGGAAACAAAUAUUCGAGAUAUAUUCACCCAGCUUGAUAUGGACCAGCUUUUGGGACCCGAGUGGGACCUUUACCUCAUGACUAUCAUUGCGUUGCUGCUGGGCACAGUCAUAGCGUACAGGCAGAGGCAGCACCAAGACAUGCCUGGACCCAGGCCACCAGGGCCACGGCCGGCACCACCGCAGCAGGACGGACCGCCAGAGCAACAGCCACCACAGUAACAGCCACCGUGUCCAGCCUCGAACAGUGACAACCAAGGCAGUUGUUUGCAGAGAACACCUGCGUUUGAUUUGGGACAUUGGCUCAGUGGCCACCUCCUGGAAGAGGCACAAGGAAGCAUUGAAUUCCUAAAGCUGCUUAGAACAUGAUGCCUUUAUUUUCAGGGAUAAGUGACUCUUACCUAAACAGAGUUGAAUUUCAGUGCUGUUUGGAAUAACAGCACUCUGUGGCUUUCCUUUUUUUUUUUUGUUCUGGAAACAUACGUGAGACACUCAGAGUAACAUCUACUGUAUCCAGCUGUCUUUCUUGGGUCCUUUUAGUCAUUCUCUCAACAUGCAUAAGUUCUGCGAUCAACCAUCUUUAAGGUCUUGUGUAUUGACACUAAAAACUGAUAAAUGGGAAAGGAAAACCCAAUUAGUUGCAGGUUUAACCGUGACACGUUUGGAAGUCUGGAAAUAGAACUUGCCUUUUAAGUAAAAAAAAAAAGUCUUCAGAGUGUUUCAAAAUGGCCACAACACAAACUUUUACCAAUCCACAUGCAAGUAUACUACUCAGUACAUUUGUUGUUUUCAAGGGGAAGGAAGGGAGGUUCCUAACUCCUGGUGACUGUCGUACUUUAUACCACCCUUCUCUCCUUCAGAGACUGAAAGGGCUUGUUACAGAGUUGUGUGUGAACUUUAUUUUUGGGGAAUGGAGUACCUAUAAAACAUUGUGAACUGACUCCUUGAGCUACUGUGCAUUUGCCCAACCUACUUCCUUCAUGUGUUUUGCUUGUUGGUUUUGAGUACACAGAGUACACAGAGCCUUGAUCUGGAAGCCAGAGGCUGGACUGAUGGGGGAAAUUAGAAAGCAACAUUAUAGAACCCUGUGAGGGAUGCCAGGGUCAUAGAUACCCUGCCCCAAAAGUUGACGCAGUUGUUCCCAGGAUUUAUUUAGUUUGCAUUACUUACUGCAAAAGAACAGAUCACUUCCUGAAUUCUUUAAGUAUGAAGUAUUAUUGCCAAGAUACAGGAUACAGCAACUACCAUUAUGAAGCUGAGACAGGGAAUCUAAGGUGUAUGAAACUCAGUGGUUGAGGAAAGCCAAAGUCUGUUCAUACUGUUCAGGUGGAUUUUUCCUUCUGCAGUUUUAUGUGAUGGUAGAAAGUCAGCCACUUGCUUAGCUAUCGUAUCACUACCCUCGCUCUGUGAACACUAGGAAAAUCAAGGCUAGUUGUCUUAGACCUUUCUGGUUAAAUUGUAUAGAAAACAGCAAUGAAGAAAACUGGAGAACUUGGCAUAUCAUACAGAUGAAACAGUUAAUUGGAAUUUGUAUUUCUUUUCAUUGUCAGAUGGUGGUGUUCACCAGCCUAUAUCUAGUCUGAGACCACAUUUGUAGCUGAGCACGCUUUCUCGGCCCACUGACCUCAUAUGCUCCUUUUCCAUAAUUCCUCAUCUGCCAGAAAACUUGAAGAGUGGCAAGACUUAGGUUCUUGAAGUUGGAAUUGUAUUUAGCAUUAGAUUUAAAUGUGAAGUUGUAUGCAUUUUUUGUUUAGAGUAUAAUUGCCUUCAAAUUUGAAGUGGUCACAACGAGAACCAUUUGUCUAAAAGCAUAUCUGAAAGGCAGGAAAUGUUACCCUCAAAAAGUAUAACGCCAUUUUGGGCAGCUCUUGUAAAUAUUACAACAUGUUUGAUCUCUUACACUCAGAGAUUUGAGUGUAGUUGAUAGGAUAUGUGGGGGUCGUUACUGCCCUUUCUCCCCACCCUUCAGAAUCGGCAUGAUCCACACUUCAAACAGGAACUGUUUUAGUUGAUUUAAAGUUUUAAAACCUCUAAGAUGACCAAACUUCCCUUUUUUUCCCUCUGUCAUCCACCUAAUUUCUUCUUUACCGCAGCAUUUUUAUCUCUAUCUUUACUUCCUCCUGUCAAAUUUGAAAAAACGUGUCAUAUGGCAGCGUGCACUGGGAAGGGCGGUCGUGUUCCUCACCAGCACAAGCUUCCUGUCUGCUCGCCCCUUGCCACGUCCUUUUUAUUGUGUAUGUUCUAAAUACCCCACUCUUGGCUUUUUUCCAGUUCCUAUUUUACCCUAGGUCUUUUGCUACUGGAAAAUUGAACGGUAUAUUUAAAAUAACUUAGUUCCUGUGGUUUUGUGACAUCAGUCCUUAUGACUGUCUCAAGAUACUCUGCCCCCUUCUCACGAUACCCAAGCCAGUAGGAACUGGGUUUGAUGUUUCUCCUAAAAUAAUCUCGAUAUUUAACCUAAUCAAAUGGUAUCCAUUUGAAUAAAAUGACAGUAAGUAAGUAAAGCUAGUUAGUGUCAGUGACAUUAAACUAACUUCAGGAUUCAGGAGUUUCAAUGUUAGCAAAUAGAGUUAGCAGGUAGAGUGCAGCUCCAUCUCCAUGGUAGCCCCUCGCUCCUGCCCUGUCUUCUCGUCUGGCUUCUGCCUUUAGAGGUGACGACAGCAUAACUGUUUAGCCGAUACUCGCUCGUGCAUUUGUGGUGGUUCACUCAACUGUUUCAGAGUCUUGAGAGCGUUUCACUUCCAUUUCUUUCUGCAAAGGUAGCAUUGAUUGAUGUUUGGAGGUUUUCUUUCUGUGUUUGAAGUUUUUGUUUUCUGAGUGAGGCUUAUCUUAGUUUUGGUUACUAUUCAAGGGCACAGAAAAAGUAAUUCAAAACUCCUAUUUCUCAGAGUUCAUUAUUUAACACUUAAAUAAGAUGAACUUGUAUUAAUCUUAAUACUCUUGACAAUGUGUUACCCUUAUGCACAUAAGUUUAAUUGGUGAAUUUUACUGAUGAGCUGUUUUAUCUCAGUACCACUGGGAAGUUGUAGAAGCUUUAACUUGUGAUCUGGCAAUGAUCUGAUGCUUUAUUUAAUUAAAGAGCUGCUGUUGCCUCCAGGAAACUUAAGUAUUUCGCAUAGGAUUUUUUUUUGCUUUUUUUUUUGCUUUUUGCUUUGUUUUUUCCUCCUUUGCUCCUCAUAUUUGUUCUUCAAACCGGUGUUUUGGAGGUAUGCAUGCAAGCCUAUUAAUGAAGACCACAACUCUUCGUGUGUGUAGCAUGUGUUUUAUUGUCUGGCUACAUCUGCAAAACACUUCCUGUACAGAGGUUUGGACUAACAUUUCACAUGCACAUUUCAAAAUAAAAUGCUUCAGAUGAAACAGGCCCUUUACCUGCCAGGAAAGGCAACUGGGCUGCCUUUGCCCCACUGAAAUCUAGUAUUUGUUUUGAAAGUGAAUUUAAUACAUGUUGCACAAUUAUUAUGACUAGAGGUGUUCAAGGAAUAAUCAAAGCAAAAGAAACUUCUAUUUUCAUGAAGAUAUUUUUUAUCAGUCAUUGCUCUCAAGUAUAAAUGAAAACAUAAAAUUCCUGAAUACCAUGUUGUCUGAGGUACUACCUGAUUUUUAAUGUAUAUAAGUCAUUGAAAAGAAGCAAAAAUUCUCCUUCCACUUGGUAUUUCAAGAAGACUUAAAAUAUCCCAAGAAGGUUUGUAUUUUAAAGUGACUAUUUGCACAAGUAAACACCUGAUUUUAUAUGCAUGACAAGGACGUCUUGGUUGUGUGCAAGGAGUCAUCUCACAGGUGCUGUUUUCCUAUCGGAAUGACCAGCAAGCUGACACUAUUCUCUGAUUUAAAAAAAAGAAAAAAAGAAAGAAAUCAAUGUUGAAACGAUCAAGGUGUAACCACUAUCAAUAUUUAGGGGAAGUUUUGAAAGACCAUAAGCUGGCAUUGGAAAGAGCACCAUGGUAGACAUUUUGUAAAUUUAUUUUGUAUUUAAUUAAAUACGGUAUAAAGGCUGGUGAAGUGUAAUAUAAUUGUGUAAACAAAUCCUGUUAAUAGAGAGAUGUACAGAUUUGUUUUGUACUGUAUCUUGAACCUUGUGAAAUAAAGA